Messenger RNA from Pseudovirgaria hyperparasitica, 2213 nucleotides. Its product is annotated as HET-domain-containing protein. The record is from RefSeq and is a predicted model, not a curated record. Lineage: Eukaryota; Fungi; Ascomycota; Dothideomycetes; Acrospermales; Acrospermaceae. Bases 1 to 2007 code for a protein of 668 amino acids. The transcript has 2 exons.
AUGGCUCUCUGCAAUGUCUGCACCACUGCGAUCGAGAGAUGGCUAGUAUCCCGCGCAAUAACAAUGUAUACGGAUGAAUACCCGAAUUCAACUGAGCCGAUACAUUGGUGGCAUCAGCCGACAUGGGACGCGCUCGAGAUGGCGGCUAAGACAUGCCAUCUUUGCAGUUUUAUCUCGAGCGAAGCUGCUAUACACGUUGAGGAAAAUCGAUAUGGCUACGUCACCAGCAUUGCAAAAGAUGUCAGAGAUGAAGACAGUCGAAAGCUGCGAUGGCAGUUGUUCAACGGUAAUAGGUUGGAGAUUUUCUGCAAGGAGAGAAUGAUGAAACUGAAGAUGCACCUAGCACUUGACGAUGACUCCUAUGCUAGAGCACCAGAAACCCUACAGAAAGUGUUCAACGUAAGACUCGUGUCCUCUGCUGUCGAUGACGAGAGGAAUGUCUCUAUCACCAAACAAUGGAUCGAUACAUGCCGUACGAGACAUACAAAGUGCAAUUCAUGGACCGACCGAGACAGCAGUACUCGGCACCUCCCAACGAGAGUGAUAGAUGUAAAUAGUGAAGGCGACAAGGAAGUCCGUUUGCACAUCACAGAUGAAAGUGACAAGUCACACUAUAUCGCCCUGAGCUACUGCUGGGGCAAACCAGUAAAUCCAUUUCUGACCACAGCCGAGACAAUUGAGCGGCAUAGGGCUGGAAUAAAGGUGAGUUCGAUGCCAAAAACAUACCAGGACGCUAUCCACCUCACACGAAAGCUCGGUAUCCGCUACAUUUGGAUCGACGCCCUAUGCAUCGUACAACACGAUCGCGCAGACUGGGCCCGCGAAGCAGCAACCAUGCACAGAGUCUACAGUCGCGCCAUCCUAACUCUCGCUGGCCACUCUGCCUCCGAUACAUCGAGCGGUCUCAUCGUCUCCCGCCCACCUCGUGACCGAGCCCGCAUCCCCAUCCCCUGGCCCUUCACCACUGGUCCAUAUGUCGUAUCGCCUCCUUUUAAACUAUUCAUGGUGCCCGCGUACCCCGAUUUCAAGCCCACUCUCCAAUCCAGCCCCCUCUCCGCCCGUGGUUGGACAUUCCAAGAACGUGCCCUCUCCGCGCGCUUCCUACACCUUACGCCUUCUCUCGCUCAUUUUGAAUGCCGUGAAGCAUACACUAGCGAAGCUCUCAUGCGCAUGGAACCUAAUGUUCCAUUCGGCUUCGCACAUCUGAAUAUUGCAUACCCAGAUCGCACGAAAGUGCUCAUGCAUGACAGCUGGGCAGAGACCAUCGAGGCCUUCAGUAAGCGCAGCUUGACCGUCGACGGAGAUAGACUACCCGCGCUCGCCGGCGUAGCACGUGUUUUCGCGGAUAACGGGAUGCUCGGUGGGUAUCUUGCAGGUAUUUGGGGAGAUGAAUUCUUGAGGGGGCUGUUGUGGCAGGUCCAGCGGCGUAAUGGGGGAGCCAAGCAUCGUCGGGCAAGUGAGUAUCGGGCUCCAAGCUGGUCUUGGGCGAGUAUCGAAGGGCCCGUGGAGAACUCGACACUGCAGAGAGCGUUUGAGGGGACGCGGAUGCUGGAGGAGCUGGGCUAUGACCGACGGCAUGUGCAGCAAUUACUUCAAUUGACGGCAAGCGUAACAAUGGACGACGCGGACAUAUUCGGGAUUGUCGAGAAGGCGCACAUCAGUGCGCGAGGGGCACUUUUGAAGGCAGUCUGUAAGCUUAGGAGGGAAGAAGAGAUGAAGGGUAUGCGGUCAAUAGACAGCCCUGAGGCGGGAGACCCUAUCGGUGCCGCGUGGAUGGACGUGGAGGAUGAGACGAACGACACCGUGGACGCAUGGAUCUGCCCAGUAUUGACGUGCAAACAAACACGGCAGCAUCCUCUCCUCCAAGCUGAAGUGCUCAUACUCACCGAAGUAGCACCAGAUUGCAACCACGGCUUCAGUGGGAGAGUGUUCGAGCGAAUUGGCAAAGGUAGAGUUGCCGGAUUCUGGGUUGAAGGAUCCAAGCCUGAGGAAUUCACGAUUAUCUAGGUGUCACGGGCUGAUUAUGCUCCUUGUUUCCAUCGUUCCCACGACUGAAUCACGAGCUUGAUCGCCACAUCUUUUCCUAAAGCUCAGUCAAAGCAAUCGGCAACUCCCGGACCUCACCUCCUGAGAUACGCGCCGUCUUUUUCGAAAACAUUAUUCGCUUCGAAGUAAGCAUCACGGAACGCCCAGAUCAGACUAAGCUUCAUCUC